UCAUGCUGCUGCCAAGUCCAGAGUGUGUCAUGGGUCCCUGUACGGCCUCCCAUUGCUGCUGUCUCCAUCGCCACACUCUGCCAUGUGCCACUUUCAGGUCUCCUCACACUGCUGGUGGGUUCCAUUUUGUCAUAGGGUGCUGGCAGAUUACAGGCCUCCCAUUGCUGCUGCCAGGCCCGUAAUCUGCCAUGGGCCCCUGUACCGCCUCCUCAUGCUGCUGCCAGGUCCAGAGUGUGUCAUGGGUCCCUGUACGGCCUCCCAUUGCUGCUGUCUCCAUCGCCACACUCUGCCAUGUGCCACUUUCAGGUCUCCUCCCACUGCUGGUGGGUUCCAUUUUGUC
Molecule: messenger RNA, 340 nt
Organism: Staurois parvus
Lineage: Eukaryota; Metazoa; Chordata; Amphibia; Anura; Ranidae
Source: the annotation of a GenBank genome assembly